Molecule: messenger RNA, 432 nt
Organism: Drosophila biarmipes
Lineage: Eukaryota; Metazoa; Arthropoda; Insecta; Diptera; Drosophilidae
Exons: 2
Coding region: 128-370 (80 amino acids)
Source: RefSeq, a predicted model, not a curated record
GUACCAGGACGAUAUCAUAGUGAUCGGACACACACUAUAAGAGCACAAGGCAAACUUGAUAGAGGUAUUCCGGCGGCUGAAAGACGCUGUUCUGAGAUUGAACCCGGAAAAAUGCCAGUUUUUCAAGAUGGAGCUGCUUUAUUUGGGUCAUAGAGUGACUAGCGACGGGAUAGGCACGGAUCCGGAAAAGGUAGCAGCCAUCGCCGAAUUAGAGCCGCCGCCAACAGUUAGAGAACUCCGACAGUACCUGGGAGUAGCAUCAUGGUAUCGGCGAUUUGUACCUGACUUCGCAAAAAUAGUCAAACCUCUCAACGAUCUGCUGCGCAAAGGCAACAAGUGGGUGUGGACACAGGAACAUCAAUCGACGUAAUGGAGGGAGACACCUUGUACAGGAACAUUCCGCACAGAGCAGGCAGUGAGGAUGUCGCGACA